Pseudophryne corroboree (corroboree frog) is the source of this 15305-nucleotide messenger RNA. RefSeq names its product mucin-3B-like. Bases 175 to 14298 code for a protein of 4707 amino acids. The record is from RefSeq and is a predicted model, not a curated record. The transcript is spliced from 14 exons. Lineage: Eukaryota; Metazoa; Chordata; Amphibia; Anura; Myobatrachidae.
UCCAACUGGAGAAAUGCAGUCAGCUGACAAGCUCCAAGAUGUUGAUGUCAGAUUCUCAAAAAAGGUCAGGCAGAAACCCUGACCUGUGGGACAAAUGGCAAGAGUCACUGGGGGACAUGGAAGAUCUUCCUCGUUUGUGUCACAGCCUCUACCAUCGCCACCGCUGUUGGUGUCAUGGUUAUAGCGUUUAUUUUUAUUGCGCGAUACCCAUCAAGCAGCAACAAUGGGAAUAAUGAAAAUCCAACCAGCCAUCCCACCACUAUCACAUCAACCACACCAAUAACAGCUAUAGAUGAUGACAUCAGUUUUCAAUAUUAUCUUUACCUCUCAAAAAUUAAGUAUGAAACUUUUGAAGGAGGAGGUAUCCGCUGCGCACGAUACAGAAGGAACGACACGGAUUAUACAAGUACAGAAGACAGAAUGUUUGGUGCAACUAUUAACAGACAAAAAUCCAAAAUAUCCAUCUGCAUUUUAUAUAUUCUGCCUGGCGGCUUACGUCUACCUAACUGGAACUUACAGGCGAACAUUCAUGGCUUUGUGUCUCAGGGCACAGUUUGGGUCGGUGUAAUAGGUGAAAUCGGCAGGCCGGCCGUCACAUUUACGGUGACCUGUGGUCAAAUUUUCUUUAUACCCAGGAACAAUAUUUACUGGAUGAAGAAUAUCGGAGACACCAACUCCACGCUGGUGUUGUUUAUCUCAACACACAAGGAAUAUUUCACGGCGGAGGUUGAUGUGUUAUUUUCAGAAACGGAUGAAAACGUACUGACAAGAACUCUACAACCCUUAGGUGGAAUUGAUUUUAUCCAAAGUUUCAGACAUCGCAACAAAUCACAAGUAAUAAAUCUGGUUCCUAACACCUUGGGUCUCACAAGCAGAGAAUAUCCUCAGUCUGACGCCAAGGAGAUCUGGGAGCAUUUCUAUGACCUUGAAGGUGCAACAAAAUUGGUUAAUACUGGAACACAAAUUACAUGGGCUCGUUUCUAUAAGAAUACUACAGGACUAACAGAAGAGGAUAUUAUUUACGGAAAUUCAAUAUUCUCGCAUCCAGAUACUCUGAGCCUAGGAGUACUGACAUUGAAACCGUAUGCUCUUUUGGGUCCAAACUUUCAUUUAAAUGCACAUGAGAUGGGAUAUGUGCUCAGAGGCUGUGGCAAGGUUGGAAUCACUGGUGAACAAGCUGUUGAAAUUAACAUUGGCCCUGGGGAUGUGAUCUACUUUCCUAUUGGAGUCCAGCAUUACAUAAAAAACACCUGUGAAGAUGAUUUUAUUCUGAUCAGAGCUUUCAGCACACCUGGCCAGGUCAACACUUUGUUUCUGGAUUAUUAUUUUCAUGCUAUACCAGUAAUUAUAUUGGCCCAAGUUUUCCAGAAAAAGGAGAGUGAAUUUUUCCAAGUUCCUGCUUACAAUAAUAAUAUCACCUCUGUGUCAUCUUAUGGAAACAUCUGUAAAACACCAACUGGUGAUCGGAGGACAACAUCAGCAAGUACAUCACAAACAACAACAAGUUUCAAUACAACAGUGUCAUCUCCUUCACAAACCCAUCUUGAUUCAACAACUAUCAAUAAAACUACAAUCGCAUCUCCAGCAGAUCAGGCAACUACAGUAGCAUCUACUACAACAUCUACAUCAACUACUGUGACAACCACAGCAACACCCACAACAUCUGCAACAUCUCCAUCAACUACUGUGACAACCACAGCAACACCCACAACAUCUGCAACAUCUCCAUCAACAGAUUUAAACGUUAUAACACGAACAACUUCUACAACAUCACUUUCAACAACUUUAGCCAUAACUACAGCACUAACUACCACUACAUCACGCUCAUCAACUUUAACCACAACUACAACACCCACUACCGCUUUAACAUCACCCUCAACAACUUUAGCUACAAAUACAUCACCCACUAUCACUAAAACAACACCCUCAACAACUUUAGCAACAAAUACAACACACAAUACCACUACAUCAUCCUCAACAACCUCAUCUACAACUACCACACCCAGUGCCACUACAUUACCCUCAACAACUUUAGUAACAACUCCCACUACCACUACAAUAUCACCCUCAACAACUUUAGCUACAUCUACAACAUCCACUAAAACUACAUCACCUUCAACAACUUUAGUCAUAACUACAACACCCACAACUACUAAAACAACACCCUCAGAAAAUAUAGCAAUAACUACAGCACCCGCUACCUCUCUGUAUCCUUCAACUACAAAACUCACAACCAUUACAUCACCCUCAAAAACUUUCGCUACAAUUACAGUGCCCACUACCGCUUUAUUACAUUCAAUAACUUUAACAAACACUACAACACCCACUACCACUACAUCAACAACUUUAGCUACAACUACAACACCCACUACCACUACAAAAUCCUCAACAACUUUAGUUACAACUACAGUGGCCACUACAACUAUAACAACACCGUCAACAACUUUAGCAACAACUGCAGCACCCAUUACUACAACAGCCACACCCUCAACAACUUUAGCAACAACAAAAGCACCCAGUACCACUACAUUACCCUCAACAACUUUAGCAACAACUACAGCACCCACUACCAUUACAUCACCCUCAACAACGUUAGCAACAACUACAGGACCCACUACCACUCUAUUACCUUCAACAACCUUAGCUACAACUACAAUACACACUACCACUACAUCACCCUCAACAACUUUAGAUAGAACUACAACACCCAUUACCACUACAUCACCCUCAACUUUAGCUAUAACUACAACAUCCACUACCACUUUAUUACCUUCAACAACUUUAGAUACAACUACAACACUCACUACCACUACAUCACCCUCAACAACUUUAGCUACAACUACAACACCCACUACAUCACCCUCAGCAACUUUAGUUACAACUAUGGCACCUACUACUACAACUACAACAACAUCAUCAUCAACAACUACAGCACCCACUACCACUCUAUUACCUUCAACAUUUGCUACAACUACAGUGCCUACUACGUCAUCCUCAACAAUUGUAGCUUCAACUACAAUAUCUACUACCAAUACAUCACCCUCAACAACUUUAGCAAAAACUACAACACCCACUACCACUCCAUUACCUUCAACAACAUUAGCUACAACUACAGUGCCCACUACGUCACCCUCAACAAUUGUAGCUACAACUACAUCACCCAUUACCACUACAUCACCCUCAACAAAUUUGGCAACAACUACAACACCCACUACAUCAUCCUCAACAACUUUAUCAAUAACUACAGCACCCACUACCACUACAUCACCCUCAACAACUUCAUCUACAACUACAACAUCCACUACCACUACAUCACCUUCAACAAUUUCAGCUACAACUACAACACCCACUACCACUACAUCACCUUCAACAACUUCAGCAACAACUGCAGCACCCACUACCACUACAACAACAUCAUCAACAACUAUAGCAACAACUACAGCACCCAGUACCACUCUUUUGUCUUCAAUAACAUUAGCUACAACUACAGUGCAUACUACAUCACCCUCAACAACUUUAGCUACAACUACAACACCCACUACCAGUACUACAUCACCUUUAAAAUCUUUAGGAACAACUACAGCACCCACUACUACUACUACAUUACCCUCAACAACUUUAGCAACAACUACAGCUGCCACAACCACUACAACAACACCCUCAACAACUUUAGCUACAACUACAGCACCCACUACCAUUACAUUACCCUCAACAACCUUAGCAACAACUACAGCACCCACUACCACUACAUCAUCCUUAACAACUUUAGCAACAAGUACAGCACCCACUACCAGUACAACACCCUCAACAACUUUAGUAACAACUACAGCAUCCACUUCCACUAUAAAACCAUCCUCAACAACUUUAGCAACAACUACAGCACCCACUACCACUACAUUACCUUCAACAACUUUAGCAACAACUAUAGCAGCCACUACCACUACAUCACCCUCAACAACUUUAGCAACAACUGCAGCAGCCACGACCACUACAACAACACCCUCAACAACUUUAGCUACAACUACAGCACCCAAUAACACUACAUUACCCUCAACAACUUUAGCAAUAACUACAGCAUCCACUACCACUACAACAACAUCCUCAACAACUACAGCACCCACUACCACUAUGUUACCCUCAACAACUUUAGCAAAAACUACAGCAGCUACGACCACUACAACACCCUCAACAAAUUUAGCUACAACUACAGCACCCAAUACCACUACAUUACCCUCAACAACUUUAGCAAUAACUACAGCAGCCACUACCACUACAACAAAAACCUCAACAACUUUAGCAACAACUACAGCACCCAAUACCACUACAAUAACACCCUCAACAACUUUAGCAACAACUACAGCACCCACUGUCACUAUAUUACCAUCAGCAGCUUUAGCAACAACUACAACACCAACCACCACUACAUCACCAUCAACAACUUUAGCAACAUCUACAGCACCCACUACCACUACAAAAUCACCCUCAACAACUUUAGCUACAACUACAGCAUCCACUGCCACUACAACAACAUCCUCAACAACUUUAGCAACAACUACAGCACCCACUACCACUACAUUACCCUCAACAACUUUAGCAACAACUACAGCAGCCACAACCACUACAACAACACCCUCAACAACUUUAGCUACAACUAAAGCACCCACUACCACUACAUUACCCUCAACAACCUUAGCAAUAACUACAGCACCCACUAUCACUACAUCACCCUCAACAACUUUAGCAACAACUACAGCACCUACUACCAGUACAACACCUUCAACAACUUUAGCAACAAGUACAGCACCCACUACCAAUACAACACCCUCAACAACUUUAGCAACAACUACAGCAUCCACUACCACUAUAAAACCAUCCGCAACAACUUUGGCAACAUCUAUAGCACCCACUACCACUACAUUACCCUCAACAACGUUAGCAAAAACUACAGCACCCACUACCACUACAUUACCCUCAACAACUUUAGCAACAGCUACAGCAGCCACAACCACUACAACAACACCCUCAACAACUUUACCUACAACUACAGCACCCACUACAACUACAUUACCCUCAACAACUUUAGCAACAACUACAGCACCCACUACCACUACAUCACCGUUAACAACUUUAGCAACAACUACAGCACCCACUACCAGUACAACACCCUCAACAACUUUAGCAACAAGUACAGCACCCACUACCAGUACAACACCCUCAACAACUUUAGCAACAACUACAGCAUCAGCUACCACUAUAAAACCAUCCUCAACAACUUUAGCAACAACUACAGCACCCACUACCACUACAUUACCCUCAACAACUUUAGCAACAACUACAGCACCCACUACCACUACAUCACCCUUAACAACUUUAGCAACAACUCUAGCACCCACUACCAGUACAACACCCUCAACAACUUUAGCAACAGUUACAGCACCCACUACCAGUACAACACCCUCAACAACUUUAGCAACAACUACAGCAUCCACUACCACUAUAAAACCAUCCUCAACAACUUUAGCAACAACUACAGCACCCACUACCACUACAUUACCCUCAACAACUUUAGCAACAUCUACUGCAGCCACUACCACUACAUCACCCUCAACAAUUGUAGCAACAACUACAGCAGCCACAACCACUACAUUACCCUCAACAACUUUAGCAACAACUACAGCAGCCACAACCACUACAACAACACCCUCAACAACUUUACCUACAACUACAGCACCCACUACCACUACAUUACCCUCAACAAGCUUAGCAACAACUACAGCACCCACUACCACUACAUCACCCUUAACAACUUUAGCAACAACUACAGCACCCACUACCAGUACAACACUCUCAACAUCUUUAGCAACAAGUACAGCACCUAUUACCAGUACAACACCCCCAACAACUUUAGCAACAGCUACAGCAUCCACUACCACUACAACAACAUCCUCAACAACUUUAGCACCCACUAUCACUACAUUACCCUCAACAACCUUAGCAACAACUACAGCACCCACUACCACUACAACACCCUUAGCAACUUUAGCAACAACUACAGCACCCACUACCAGUACAACACCCUCAACAACUUUAGCAACAAGUACAGCACCCACUACCAGUAAAACACCCUCAACAACUUUAGCAGCAACUACAGCACCCACUGCCACUACAUUACCCACAACAACUUUAGUAACAACUACAGCAGCCACAACCACUACAACAACACCCUCAACAACUUUAGCUACAACUACAGCAGCAGCAACCACUACAUCACCCUCAACAACCUUAGCAACAACUACAGCACCCACUACCACUUCAUUACCCUUAACAACUUUAGCAACAAGUACAGCACCCACUUCCACUACAUCACCCUUGACAACUUUAGCAACAACUACAGCACCCACUGCCACUACAUUACCCACAACAACUUUAGUAACAACUACAGCAGCCACAACCACUACAACAACACCCUCAACAACUUUAGCUACAACUACAGCAGCCGCAACCACUACAUUACCCACAACAACUUUAGUAACAACUACAGCAGCCACGACCACUACAACAACACCCUCAACAACUUUAGCAACAACUACAGCACCCAUUACCACUACAUCACCCUCAACAACUUUAGCAACAACUACAGCACCCACUACCACUACAUCACCGUUAACAACUUUAGCAACAACUAAAGCACCCACUACCACUACAUUACCCUCAACAACCUUAGCAAUAACUACAGCACCCACUACCACUACAUCACCCUCAACAACUUUAGCAACAACUACAGCACCUACUACCAGAACAACACCUUCAACAACUUUAGCAACAAGUACAGCACCCACUACCAAUACAACACCCUCAAAAACUUUAGCAACAACUACAGCAUCCACUACCACUAUAAAACCAUCCGCAACAACUUUGGAAACAACUACAGCACCCACUACCACUACUUUACCCUCAACAACUUUAGCAACAACUACAGCAGCCACUACCACCACCACAUCACCCUCAACAACUUUAGCAAAAACUGCAGCACCCACUACCACUACAUUACCCUCAACAACUUUAGCAACAGCUACAGCAGCAACAACCACUACAACAACACCCUCAACAACUUUACCGACAACUAUAGCACCCACUACAACUACAUUACCCUCAAAAACUUUAGCAACAACUACAGCACCCACUACCGCUACAUCACCGUUAACAACUUUAGCAACAACUACAGCACCCACUACCAGUACAACACCCUCAACAACUUUAGCAACAACUACAUCAUCAGCUACCACUAUAAAACCAUCCUCAACAACUUUAGCAACAACUACAGCAGCCACUACCACUACAUUACCCUCAACAAUUGUAGCAACAACUACAGCACCCACUACCACUACAUUACCCUCAACAACUUUAGCAACAACUACAGCACCCACUACCAGUACAACACCCUCAACAACUUUAGCAACAACUACAGCAUCCACUACCACUACAACAACAUCCUCAACAACUUUAGCAACAACUACAGCACCCACUACCACAUUACCCUCAACAACUUUAGCAACAACUACAGCACCCACUACCACUACAUUACCCUCAACAACUUUAUCAACAGCUACAGCAGCCACAACCACUACAACAACACCCUCAACAACUUUACCUACAACUACAGCACCCACUACCACUACAUUACCCUCAACAACUUUAGCAACAACUACAGCACCCACUACCACUACAUCACCAUUAACAACUUUAGCAACAACUACAGCACCCACUACCAGUACAACACCCUCAACAACUUUAGCAACAAGUACAGCACCCACUACCAGUACAACACCCUCAACAACUUUAGCAAGAACAACAGCAUCCACUACAACUAUAAAACCAUCCUCAACAACUUUAGAAACAACUACAGCACCCACUACCACUACAUUACCCUCAACAACUUUAGCAACAACUACAUCAGCCACUACCACUACAUCGCCCUCAACAAUUUUAGCAACAACUACAGCACCCACUACCACUACAUUACCCUUAACAACUUUAGCAACAACUACAGCAGCCACAACCACUACAACAACACCCUCAACAACUUUACCUACAACUACAGCACCCACUACCACUACAUUACCCUCAACAACUUUAGCAACAACUACAGCACCCACUACCAGUACAACACCAUCAACAACUUUAUACAACACCCUCAACAACUUUAGCAACAACUACAACAUCCACUACCACUAUAAAACCAUCCUCAACAACUUUAGCAACAACUACAGCACCCACUACCACUACAUUACCCUCAACAACUUUAGCAACAUCUACAGCAGCCACUACCACUACAUCACCCUCAACAAUUUUAGAAACAACUACAGCACCCACUACCACUACAUUACCCUCAACAACUUUAGCAACAACUACAGCAGCCACAACCACUACAACAACACCCUCAACAACUUUACCUACAACUACAGCACCCACUACCACUACAUUACCCUCAACAAGCUUAGCAACAACUACAGCACCCACUACCACUACAUCAACCUUAACAACUUUAGCAACAACUACAGCACCCACUACCAGUACAACACCCUCAACAUCUUUAGCAACAAGUACAGCACCCAUAUACAGUACAACACCCCCAACAACUUUAGCUACAACUACAGCAUCCACUACCACUACAACAACAUCCUCAACAACUUUAGCAACAACUACAGCACCCACUACCACUACAUUACCCUCAACAACUAUAGCAAUAACUACAGCACCCGCUACCACUACAUUACCCUCAACAACUUUAGCAACAACUACAGCAGCCACAACCACUACAACAACACCCUCAACAACUACAGCACCCACUAUCACUACAUUACCCUCAACAACCUUAGCAACAACUACAGCACACACUACCACUACAUCACCCUUAACAACUUCAGCAACAACUACAGCACCCACUGCCAAUACAUUACCCACAACAACUUUAGCAACAACUACAGCACCCACUACCAGUACAACACCCUCAACAACUUUAGCAACAACAACAACUACAGUACCCUCUACCACUACCUUACCCUCAACAACUUUAGCAACAACUACAGCAGCCACAACCACUACAACAACACCCUCAACAACUACAGUACCCACUACCACUACAUUACCCUCAACAACCUUAGCAACAACUACAGCACCCACUACCACUACAUCACCUUUAACAACUUUAGCAACAACUAUUGCACCCACUGCCAAUACAUUACCCACAACAACUUUAGCAACAACUACAGCACCCACUACCAGUACAACACCCUCAACAACUUUAGCAACAACUACAGCAUCCACUACCACUACAACAACAUCCUCAACAACUUUAGCAACAACUACAGCAGCCGCAACCACUACAUUACCCUCAACAACUUUAGCAACAACUACAGCACCCACUACCACUUCAUUUCCCUUAACAACUUUACAACAACUACAGCACCCAUUACCACUACAUUACCCUUAGCAACUUUAGCAACAACUACAGCACCCACUACCACUACAUCACCGUUAACAACUUUAGCAACAACUACAGCACCCACUACCAGUACAACACCCUCAACAACUUUAGCAACAAGUACAGCACCCACUACCACAACAUCUACAGCAGCCACUACCACUACAUCACCCUCAACAAUUUUAGCAACAACUACAGCACCCACGACCACUACAUUACCCUCAACAACUUUACCAACAACUACAGCACCCACUACCACUACAUUACCCUCAACAACAUUAGCAACAACUACAGCACCCACUACCACUACAUCACCCUUAACAACUUUACCAACAACUACAGCACCCACUACCAGUACAACACCCUCAACAUCUUUAGCAACAAGUACAGCACCCAUUACCAGUACAACACCCCCAACAACUUUAGCAACAACUACAGCAUCCACUACCACUACAACAACAUCCUCAACAACUUUAGCAACAACUACAGCACCCACUUCCACUACAUUACCCUCAACAACUUUAGCAAUAACUACAGCACCCACUAUCACUACAUUACUCUCAACAACCUUAGCAACAACUACAGCACCCACUACCAGUACAACACCCUCAACAACUUUAGCAACAAGUACAGCACCCACAACCAGUAAAACACCCUCCACAAUUUUGGCAACAACUACAGCACCCUCUACCACUACUUUACCCUCAACAACUUUAGCAACAACUACAGCAGCCACAACCACUUCAACAACACCCUCAACAACUACAGUACCCACUACCACUACAUUGCCCUCAACAACCUUAGCAACAGCUACAGCACCCACUUCCACUACAUCACCCUUAACAACUUUAGCAACAACUACAGCACCCACUGCCACUACAUUUCCCACAACAACUUUAGUAACAACUACAGCAGCCACAACCACUACAACAAAAACCUCAACAACUUUAGCUACAACUACAGCAGCCGCAACCACUACAUUACCCUCAACAACUUUAGCAACAACUACAGCACCAACUAUCACUUCAUUACCCUUAACAACUUUAGCAACAACUACAGCACCCACUACCACUACCUUACACUUAACAACUUUAGCAAAAAGUACAGCAUCCACUACCACUAUAAAACCAUCCUCAACAACUUUAGCAACAACUACAGCACCCACUACCACUACAUCACCCUCAGCAACUUUAGCAACAACUACAGCACCCACUACCACUACAUCACCCUCAACAACUUUAGCAACAACUACAGCAGCCACGACCACUACAACAACACCCUCAACAACUUUAGCAACAACUACAGCACCCACUACCACUACAUCACCCUUAACAACUUUAGCAACAACUACAGCACCCACUACCAGUACAACACCAUCAACAACUUUAGCAACAAUUACAGCACCCACUACCAGUACAACACCCUCAACAACUUUAGCAACAAUUACAGCAUCCAAUACCACUAUAAAACCAUCCUCAACAACUUUAGCAACAACUACAGCACCCACUACCACUACAUUACCCUCAACAACUUUAGCAACAUCUACAGCAGCCACUACCACUACAUCACCCUCAACAGUUUUAGCAUUAACUACAGCACCCACUACCACUACAUUGCCCUCAACAAGUUUAGCAACAACUACAGCAGCCACGACCACUACAACAAUACCCUCAACAACUUUACCUACAACUACAGCACCCACUACCACUACAUCACCCUCAACAACCUUAGCAACAACUACAGCACCCACUACCACUACAUCACCCUUAACAACUUUAGCAACAACUACAGCACCCACUACCAGUACAACACCCUCAACAACUUUAGCAACAAGUACAGCACCCAUUACCAGUACAACACCCCCAACAACUUUAGCAACAACUACAGCAUCCACUACCACUACAACAACAUCCUCAACAACUUUAGCAACAACUACAGCACCCACUACCACUACAUUACCCUCAACAACUUUAGCAAUAACUACAGCACCCGCUACCACUACAUUACCCUCAACAACUUUAGCAACAACUACAGUAGCCACAACCACUACAACAACACCAUCAACAACUACAGCACCCACUACCACUACAUUACCCUCAACAACCUUAGCAACAACUACAGCACCCACUACCACUACAUCACCCUUAACAACUGUAGCAUCAACUACAGCACCCACUACCAGUACAACACCCUCAACAACUUUAGCAACAACUACAGCACCCACUACCACCACAACCACUACAACAACACCCUCAACAACUACAGUACCCACUACCACUACAUUACCCCCAACAACCUUAGCAACAACUACAGCACCCACUUCCACUACAUCACCCUUAACAACUUUAGCAACAACUACAGCACCCACUACCACUACAUCACCCUUAACAACUUUAGCAACAACUACAGCACCCACUACCACUACAUCACCCUUAACAACUUUAGCAACAACUACAGCACCCACUACCAGUACAACACCCUCAACAACUUUAGCAGCAAUUACAGCACCCACUACCAGUACAACACCCUCAACAACUUUAGAAACAACUACAGCAUCCACUACCACUAUAAAACCAUCCUCAACAACUUUAGCAACAACUACAGCACCCACUACCACUACAUUACCCUCAUCAACUUUAGCAACAUCUACAGCAGCCAGUACCACUACAUCACCCUCAACAAUGUUAGCAUUAACUACAGCACCCACUACCACUACAUUACCCUCAACAACUUUAGCAACAACUACAGCAGCCACAACCACUACAACAACACCCUCAACAACUUUACCUACAACUACAGCACCCACUACCACUACAUCACCCUCAACAACCUUAGCAACAACUACAGCACCCACUACCACUACAUCACCCUUAACAACUUUACCAACAACUACAGCACCCACUACCAGUACAACACCCUCAACAACUUUAGCAACAAGUACAGCACCCAUUACCAGUACAACACCCCCAACAACUUUAGCAACAACUACAGCAUCCACUACCACUACAACAACAUCCUCAACAACUUUAGCAACAACUACAGCACCCACUACCACUACAUUACCCUCAACAACUUUAGCAAUAACUACAGCACCCGCUACCACUACAUUACCCUCAACAACUUUAGCAACAACUACAGCAGCCGCAACCACUACAACAACACCCUCAACAACUACAGCACCCACUAUCACUACAUUACCCUCAACAACCUUAGCAACAACUACAGCACCCACUACCACUACAUCACCCUUAACAACUUUAGCAACAAGUACAGCACCCACUACCAGUAAAACACCCUCAACAAUUUUAGCAACAACUGCAGCACCCACUACCACUACAUUACCCUCAACAACUUUUGCAACAACUACAGCAGCCACAACCACUACAACAACAACAACAACCUCAACAACUACAGUACCCACUACCACUACAUUACCCUCAACAACCUUAGCAACAACUACAGCACCCACUUCCACUACAUUACCCACAACUUUAGUAACAACUACAGCAUCCACAACCACUACAACAACACCCUCAACAACUUUAGCUACAACUACAGCAGCCGCAACCACUACAUUACCCUCAACAACCUUAGCAACAACUACAGCACCCACUACCACUUCAUUACCCUUAACAACUUUAGCAACAACCACAGCACCCACUACCAUUACAACAUCACCCUCAACAACUUUAGCUACAACUUCAGUGCCCACUACAUCACCCUCAACAACUUUAGCUAGAACUACAACACCCACUACCAUUGCAACUUUACCCUCAACAACUUUAGCAACAACUACAGCACCCACUGCCACUACACCAGCACCUUCAACAACUUUAGCAACAACUACAGCACCCACUAUCACUACAUUACCAUCAACAACCUUAGCAAUAACUACAGCACCCACCACCACUACAUCACCCUCAACAACUUUAGCUACAACUACAUCACCCAGUAGCACUAUAUCACCCUCAACAACUUCAGCAACAACUAAAGCACCCACUACAACAACAUCCUCAACAACUUUAGCAACAACUACAGCACCCACUAUCACAACAACAUCACUUUUAACAACAACUACAGCACCCACUACCACUACAUCACCCUCAACAACUUUAGCAACAUCUACAGCACCCACUACCACUACAUUACCCUCAACAUCUUUAUCAAAAACUACAGCACCCACUACCACUACAACAUCACCCUCAACAACUUUAGCUACAACUACAGCACCCGCUACCGCUUCAUCACCCUCAACAACUUUAGCAACAACUACAGCACCCACUACCACUACAACACCCUCAACAACUUUAGCUACAACUACAGUGCCCACUACAUCACCCUCAACAACUUUAGCUACAACUACAACACCCACUACCAUUACAACUUCACCCUCAACAACUUUAGCUACAACUACAGUGCCCACUACAUCAUCUUCAACAACUUUAGCCACAACUACAGCACCCACUACCACUACAUCACCCUCACCAACCUUAGCUACAACUACAGUGCCCACUACAUCACUCUCAACAACUUUAGCUACAACUACAACACCCACUACCACUACAACAUCACCCUCAACAAUGUUAGCAACAACUACGGCACCCACUACCACUCUACUACCUUCAACAACAUUAACUACAACUACAGCACCCACUACAUCAUCCUCAACAACUUUAGCUACAACUACAACACCCUCCACCACUUCAUCACCCUCAACAACUUUAGUUACAACUACAACACCCACUACCACUACAACAUUACCUCUAACAAAAGAAAUUGUAGAAGUUACAUUUUUGGAUGAUGAUGAUGAGUAAAAUGUGUCCUAGAUUGAUAAUACUGUACAUUUUCUAGAUACUUAUAUCAGUAAUGCCUGCAGACCAUAAAAUAUAAUGUAUAGUCCUGCAAAGUAUAGCAGUAAAAGCAUUAUGUAUAAUAACUGGAACAUUAUCAACAUUCCAUCAUAAUUUGGGUAUUCUAAACAUCAAGAAUCAACCACUGACCACUAAUAUAGAUAUUUUAGCCACUGGAAAACUUAAUUACACUUUUCUCAUCAUCUGUUAAUUCAGGGUAGGUCAAUGCAAUAGACCUAUGAGUGAAAACUGUGGUAAUAUCUGAUAUCAGCAUGUACAGAGUAUGAGGCAGAGUGUAGGAUGCAAGUCCAAAUGUGGACGGGUCCCACCGAUUCCACAACAGGCAUACAGUACAUACAUAUACACACAUAUGGACAGUGACCAAUCAUACUGAACUGACCCAUACCAUAGGAGAGCCAAGGGAGUAUCGUGGGUGUGUAAGGCUGACUUCCAUGCUCGUUUUUGGCGUGCUAACGGAAAUGUGAUGCCUGUUUCUGACUAUUCUCUUUCUCGCACCCAAUGGAGUGGCUGUAAAUAACAAUACUAAUUGUGAUGGCUGCAGCCAAAGACUCAAAACCAGUGGGCCACACGGCCUUCUGCAUGAAGAUGAUCAGUUUAUCGGCACAGACAGGCGGAUAAUCGCAUUAGUAUAGGUAUUAAGCAAGCUUCUGCGGCUGAACGGAUAAGAGACCACAGAUUCGUCCAACUCAGAAAGAUAUCUUAUACUCUCAUUCAAAGAUAUCAGGACAACCCUUGCCAUAAUUAUCCAACCGCCUUAUUCCAUCAAGCCACACCCUGGUUGAACCUGUCAAAAAAACUUAGUUUACCUCCUUUCAAAGACUUUAAGAGUGUGUUAUGAAGAACGGAUAUUUGAGUGCGUAGGGUGUCGGCAAUAAUAGAGCCAUCUACAUGUACAUUUUUAACUGAGAAACCAACAUAAUCACUUAAACAAUGUAACUGCAAUUCUGGAA